Molecule: messenger RNA, 1113 nt
Organism: Rodentolepis nana
Lineage: Eukaryota; Metazoa; Platyhelminthes; Cestoda; Cyclophyllidea; Hymenolepididae
Source: the annotation of a GenBank genome assembly
AUGUCGAAGAAAACUGUUGAUGUACCACCGGGCCUACGCGAAAUUCUGCAGGAAUUUACCGUCGCGGUUUUACGCCAGCGCCCAACUAACAUCAUUCAUUUUGCUGCGGAUUAUUUUGAAAUGAAGAAGAAAGAACAAAAGCAUAAUGAAAAUGCUGAAAGUGAUGAGGAAGAGGAGAUCAUUAGGCCUCCAAUUAGAGGAAAACGUCGACAGGGUGUUGCUGCUGAAAGUUACGAUCCGGAAAAAGACGAUGACAAAUAUGAGAAAAUUAUUCAUGAGAAAACAGAGCAGCAGCGUGAAAGAUUGCUCAACGCCACAAAAAGCAUCCUUCUAUUCAAGAGCCUUGAUGACGACCAAAUGAGGGAUGUUAUUGAUGCCAUGUUCGAAAAAAAGGUUGAAGUUGGUGAGAAGGUUAUUACUCUUGGUGAAGAUGGUAAUUACUUUUACGUAAUCGAGAAAGGAGUGUUUGAUAUUAUUGUAAAAGUUGAUGGAGUUGAGAAAAAGGUUGGAGAAUACAAUAACAAUGGAUCUUUCGGUGAACUUGCUCUCAUGUAUAACACUCCUCGAGCUGCAACAAUUCAAGCUACAACUCCUGGGAUUGUGUGGGCCAUGACUCGGGAGACAUUUAGGAGUAUUGUACUCAAGAGUGCGUUUAAAAAGCGACAAAUGUAUGAGGAGUUGCUCAAUCAGGUCGGUAUCCUACAAAAUCUAAGUGCCUAUGAACGCAUGAGUAUUGCUGAUGCUCUUCAUACGCAAAUCUUCGAGCCGGGAGAGAAGAUUAUUAGCCAAGGUGAAGUGGGUAAUGAGAUGUAUUUCGUGGAAGACGGGGAAAUUCGUAUUACCGUGAAGCAGACUGGAUCAGAUGAGGAAGCUGAUGUGAAUCGCAUUAAGAAGGGCGGAUUUUUCGGUGAACUUGCUCUCUUGACUAAGCAUGCUCGUGUUGCGUCGGCAUACGCUGUCACCAGAGCUAAAUUAGCAGUCUUAGAUGUUGGCAGCUUUGAACGCCUCCUUGGUCCUUGUCUGGAUAUCAUGCAACGCAAUAUUGAUAACUACGAAAAUCAACUCAAAUCUGUCUUUGGUAGUCUUGACAAUGUCCCCGAACUUCGUCACUAG